AAGAAGAGGAGUGGAUAAAAAAUAUUUAUUUAGCUAAAAAAGAAAUAGCACCUAGUGCCUCAGUGAUAAGUUACAUAAUACUCCAAAACUCAGAUCCAAAAGCUAGAGCAAAGUAUUUAGAAUUAGCAAAUUUAAUUCUAAAAAUAG
Molecule: messenger RNA, 147 nt
Organism: Scutellospora calospora
Lineage: Eukaryota; Fungi; Glomeromycota; Glomeromycetes; Diversisporales; Gigasporaceae
Source: the annotation of a GenBank genome assembly